Messenger RNA from Malaya genurostris, 1014 nucleotides. Its product is annotated as pancreatic triacylglycerol lipase-like. Bases 133 to 993 code for a protein of 286 amino acids. Gene Ontology annotation, biological process: lipid metabolic process. Lineage: Eukaryota; Metazoa; Arthropoda; Insecta; Diptera; Culicidae. The transcript has 4 exons. The record is from RefSeq and is a predicted model, not a curated record. Gene Ontology annotation, molecular function: lipase activity.
GGUAACUUUCGAAAGUGGCUCACACGCAAGAGAGAUUUGUAAAAUAAAACUCUACUUCUAUGCACCGUAAGUACACUCCCUGGAACACGUACUGGAGUCCUGUCCUAUGACGAAUAACAUAAAUCCAUUCUAAUGCAAUCAAGUGAUUUAUCUAAGGAGAUUGACAUUUCGAAUGCGGAACGAUUGCCACAGUUCGACUCGAACAGAAGCUUGAAGAUUUUGAUUCACGGUUGGAAUGCGGAUCGGAAUAAUAUGGCAACGAUUCCAGUUCGGAAUGCUUACUUGGUCCAGAACCGACAUAACCUACUGGUUGCUGAUUGGUCAAGCAUUGCUGGGAUGGCUUACAGUACCGCUAGAGAGUUGGUGCGACCAAUCGGCUAUCGAAUUGGAGUGAUUUUAGAUGAAUUCAUGCACAGGAUGAGUAUAAAUUAUGACCAACUGCACGUGGUCGGUCACAGUCUAGGGGCGCAUGUAGCCGGCAACGUGGGAAAAUAUUUCGGCGGUAGACUGGCAAGAAUAACAGCACUCGACCCGGCCGGUCCCCUGUUCGUUAGUCACUCGGUGGAUGCCGUCGGAAGUUCGGAUGCUCUGUUUGUGGAUGCUAUCCACACCGAUGGCUUGGUGCUGGGUGAAGUCUUUGCCCGGGCUCACGUGGAUUUCUAUCCGAACCGGGGAAUUCCCAGUCAACCCGGAUGUGAACGUUUGGAUAUUAUUACUUUGAAUGCUUGCAGCCACUACCGAUCGACAAGAUUUUUCGCCGAAUCUAUUCUACUCCCGUAUAACUUUGUUGCCUGGAAAUGUGGCUUAAAAGAUAUCCUCGAUAACCGUUCCUCUGAAUGUAUUCGGGAUGUAAGAAAUAAGGACGAGGGGGAAAGCAUCGUUGUGAUGGGCGAGCACGUGGAGAAUCGCACCCGCGGAAGUUACUAUCUGGAAACAUCAAAUUCUUCUCCCUAUGGUUUAGGAAAACGCAUUCUACGACGACACCAACGGUGAAGGAGCAUCGCUUAUAGUUUA